Molecule: messenger RNA, 697 nt
Organism: Melitaea cinxia (Glanville fritillary)
Lineage: Eukaryota; Metazoa; Arthropoda; Insecta; Lepidoptera; Nymphalidae
Product: glycine-rich protein 5-like
Exons: 3
Coding region: 41-649 (202 amino acids)
Source: RefSeq, a predicted model, not a curated record
AGAGGAACAACGCAAGGAAGCGAUCCAAAAAAAAACCACCAUGAAGUUCUUUAUGAUUGCAUCGUUGACUCUAUUGGUCGUGAUGGCUGUUGACUCAACGGAUUACGAAUCUCAAAAAUCCGGCGGCUUUGGCUUAGGUCUGGGCUUUGGUGCGGCUCAGAGUGAAUCUGAAAAGUAUGGGCACGGCAAUGAUGGUGCUAAAAAUAAUGGAUGCGGUGGUGCUGGUGGUGGUUCUGGCGCGGGGGCCGGCAGUGGGGCUGGUAGUGGCUCUGGGGCUGCUGGAGGCGGUGGUUCUGGCGCGGGGGCUGGCAGUGGGGCUGGUAGUGGCUCUGGGGCUGCUGGAGGCGGUGGUUCUGGCGCGGGGGCUGGCAGUGGUUCUGGCGCUGGCAGUGGUUCUGGCGCUGGCAGUGGUUCUGGCGCUGGCAGUGGUUCUGGCGCUGGCAGUGGUUCUGGGGCUGGCAGUGGUUCUGGCGCUGGCAGUGGUUCUGGGGCUGGCAGUGGUUCUGGGGCUGGCAGUGGUUCUGGGGCUGCUGGAGGCGGUGGUUCUGGCGCGGGGGCUGGCAGUGGUUCUGGGGCUGCUGGAGGCGGUGGUUCUGGCGCCGGGGCUGGUAGUGGGGCUGGAGCAGGUUCUGGCAGUGGCUCUUGUUAACUGUUUAAUUAAAUCUUUGAUUUAUUAAUAAACAUUUCCAUUUACUUA